GCGGAGCGGAGUAGAGCGGUGGAGACAUCCGGACACAGCCGAGCCGAGCCGAGCCAAGCCAAGCCGAGCCAAGCGGAACCGAGCGGAACCGAGCCCAACCAUGACGGCGCCCAGCAACUCGUACGACGUGAUAGUGGUCGGCGGAGGGAUAUCAGGGUUGAGUGCAGCCAAGCUGCUGAAGUCUCACGGACUGAACCCUGUGGUGCUGGAGGCCCGGAAUCGAGUCGGUGGUCGAACCUUCACUGUGCAGAAUAAGGAGACGAAGUGGGUGGAUCUGGGCGGGGCUUACAUUGGACCGACUCAGAACCGCAUCCUCCGAUUGGCCAAAGAAUACAACGUACAGACGUACAAAGUCAACGAGCAGGAGAGACUGGUGCAUUAUGUCGAAGGAAAGUCGUACCCGUUCAGAGGCUCCCUCCCCCCCAUCUGGAACCCCAUCGCCCUGCUGGACUUCAACAACCUGUUCAGGACGAUGGACGAGAUGGGCAAGGAGAUUCCCAGGGAGGCUCCAUGGAGAGCUCCUCACGCGGAGGAGUGGGACAAGAUGUCCAUGCUGCAGCUCUUUGAGAAGAUCUGCUGGACCAGUGCCGUUCGACGCUUCGCCACAUUGUUCGUGAACGUGAACGUGACGUCUGAGCCCCACGAGGUGUCGGCGCUCUGGUUCCUCUGGUACGUGAAGCAGUGCGGAGGAACCAUGAGGAUCUUCUCCGUCUCUAACGGGGGACAGGAGAGGAAGUUCGUGGGCGGCUCCAAUCAGAUCAGCGGGUUCAUGGCGAAGGAGCUGGGCGACGGCGUGAAGCUGGAGUCUCCGGUUUACAGAAUCGACCAGAGUGGAGACCUGGUGGUGGUGGAGACGCUGGACAAGCAGACCUACACGGCCAGGUACGUGAUCGUGGCGACGCCCCCCAGCCUGAACCUGAAGAUGCACUUUAACCCCGAGCUGCCGCCGCUCAGGAACCAGCUGAUCCACCGCGUCCCCAUGGGCUCCGUCAUCAAGUGCAUGGUUUACUACAAGGAGAACUUCUGGAGGAAGAAGGGUUACUGUGGCACCAUGGUGAUCGAGGAGGAGGACGCUCCCAUUGGCCUGACGCUGGACGACACAAAGCCCGAUGGGAGUGUCCCUGCGAUCAUGGGGUUCAUCCUGGCCCGUAAGUGCAGGAAACUGUCCGGACUGACCAAGGAGGAGAGGCUGAAGAAGAUCUGUGAGAUCUACGCCCGGGUUCUGGACUCGGAGGAGGCUCUGCAUCCGGUUCACUACGAGGAGAAGAACUGGUGUGAGGAGGAAUAUUCUGGAGGCUGCUACACAGCUUACUUCCCCCCAGGGAUCCUCACCCAGUACGGGAAGGUGCUGAGGGAGCCGGUGGGCCGGUUGUACUUCGCUGGGACGGAGACGGCCACAGAGUGGAGCGGCUACAUGGAGGGGGCGGUGCAGGCCGGAGAGAGAGCAGCCAGAGAGGUCCUGUGUGUGAUGGGGAGAAUCCAGCAGAGUGAGAUCUGGCAGCCGGAGCCUGAGAGUGUGGAAGUCCCCGCUCUGCCCUUCGUCACUUCCUUCUGGGAGAGGAACCUGCCGUCGGUCAGGGGCCUCCUCAAGCUCACCGGAGUCUCCGCCCUCCUGACGCUGGCCACGGCAGCGGGCCUCGUGGCCUACAAGAAGGGUCUCCUCCCCCGGAGCUAGAGCGGGGGGGGGGGGCAAAUCUCAACAGACACUGUACUCGAGUUCUUCUAGUGCACCGCUCCGUGUUCAGAGUGGUGACCUGUAGGGUCAGGAUGUUAUUUGGGAAACGCCCGGUCGUAUCACAGACUGUUGAGCUCAAGCACCGUCGAGCACAAACGAGAGAGAAACAGAAAAGAUUAAACGUAAAGAGACGAGAGAAGAAGACUUGAGCUCGUCAGCCAAUCAGAUUGAAACAAUGAAACUAAUGAAGAAAACGAAUCAAAUGAGAAAUAGAUAUAUAACAUAUAUAUGAUGAAUAAUGUUCCACACAUUGCCAAUGACACUCCCAUUGAUCACAUCAGAGUGUAUUAUCUCUGUGUAUGUGUGUUUGUGUGAGUGUGUGUGUCCGUGUGUGUGUGUGUAAUUACCUCUGAUGAUUUUCGGUGCUGAUCCACUCACGUCACGUUCAAACACUUGUUUUCACGAAAUUAAAAACCCCAGCAGAGGAUAAAGAUGAAGUGAUAUUUUUAUUUGUAUUGUUUUUAUUCUGAACUCAGAAGCUGAUUCAUCUCAGAAUCGUCCUCUCAGAGAUUCUGUGUUUUCAGACGAUGUUGAUUCAUCAUCAGAUCCUCGUUCGUGCUGCUUCAGUAAAAACUCCAUGAAAAUCCCCGACUGCGUCAAAGUGAGUCCGACUGAAGCCUCGUGAAUUUGUGCAGAUUUGUGACGUGUGAACCGAAGUGACCUGUGCAGCUGUUUGUAUUGUAAUGUUGGAGCGACUCCAUGAAAUCCACUUCCUGUAAACAUCACUUCACAUCUGAACGUUCCUCAACCUGAAGGAACUUUGACUCUUUGAAACAGAAAUACUAGAAUUAAUAAAACUAAACUUAUAUUACUUUCUAGUUUGAGUUAGAAAGGGAAAAGAGACAUUAAUACUUUAAACUAAACUUUACAGCUGAUGGACGAACAAAUGUUAUAUUAUUAUAACAUGAAAAUCAAGGUUCUAUCCACGUUGUUAGAAUUUAAACAUGACUGAGUUUUUACAUCUGUUGUGAAGGUCGUUCUGUGUUCGAGAGAAUCCUCUGUUCCAAAGAUGUGUGUGUGUAUGUGUGUGUCUGUUAGUGUUUGUGUGUAGUCUGUUGUGCCUUAAUUGAAGUCCUAGUGUUUUUCGUGUUUCCUCUCAAGUGCCUGUGUGACUCUGACACUCUCCGCCCUUUGCUCCUCCCCCUCCUUGUCCCGCCUGCACUGGAGGUCAGAGGUCAGAUCGACCAGGUUGCUGGUUUAAAACCUGUUUUACCAGAGUUGUGUCAUCACUGUUAACGUGACUCUGGUGAAUCCAGUUGUGUGAACAAACUAAAUAAAGAUGGACGACACGUCUCCACUAAAAUAUCUACGAUGCAAACGAUGACGUCAUGUGAGGUUUAGUGGAGUUACAUCAUCGAGGCCACGCCCACAUCAUGCAACCAUGGCAGAAAAUACACAAAAUAUUCUCACAAAAUAAAAAAUAAAUAAAAACACGAUGCUACUUUCAAAAUGACUUUAGAAAAUGUAAGUUUCUUUAAACGAUUACAGAAAACUUUUUUGCCAUGCAGCUACUGCCUCUCACCAGUAGGGGGUGCUGCAGCCCCACGUCUCAGCUGUCAAUCAUCAUGUCUCAGAACAUUUUUAUUAUUAUUAAAACCAAACUGAUCAGAAAAUCUGAAGAACGACCUGAAAUGACAGAAACCAUCUUUAACAAACAAUUAUUCAACGUCUACUUUCAUUUUGUUUGUUUGUUUGGUCCAUGUCCCAUCUGCUAACAUGGAGGAGGUCGGGGCUUGUAAUCAAAACGGUGUCGUCUGUGAUCAGAUUGUUGAAUUUGUCAAGCUGUGAUCUCCAGUGUGUGUGUGUGUGUCUUGUGUUGGCAGUGUGUCUCUGUCUCUGUUGUGUGAUGACCUCAUGUCAGCUGUUUUACCCCCUCGCCUCUUUUUCUACUGGUUUUCUUCUCACAGGAGCAGAAACACACGUCCUGAACCACAGAACUCGUAGAGAACUUUAACAGAACUCGUACAGAACUCGUACAGAACUCGUACAGAACAGAACCGACGUCUCGUGUGUGUAAUCGUCCUCCGUCCCUCGUGUCUUUCUCUGUAAUUGAGCCUCUUGAUUCUUCCUGUGUCUCGUUGAUGUCUAUGAUUCCUCAAACAAAGCUGGUGAUAUUUAAAAAGAAAGAAAUGUGAAAUAAAUCUUUUCCUCGUAUGAAA
Messenger RNA from Pleuronectes platessa (European plaice), 3894 nucleotides. RefSeq names its product monoamine oxidase (gene maoa). Bases 101 to 1675 code for a protein of 524 amino acids. The transcript has 15 exons. Gene Ontology annotation, molecular function: oxidoreductase activity. Lineage: Eukaryota; Metazoa; Chordata; Actinopteri; Pleuronectiformes; Pleuronectidae. The record is from RefSeq and is a predicted model, not a curated record.